GUCGCCGACAAUCGACGUCCAUUCCGCGCAAAACUGCGACCAACUCUGAACCUUCCAGACCCUUUGAUCCAUCGCUCUGCCGGUACCUGAAGAAAUGUGGUCUUUGAAGUGAUACGUAAAGUUUGGAUUUUCGUUAGUUUUAAAGACUGUUGGAAUAGUUUGUGGACUUUGAGGAAAAGAUUCUUUUAUUACAUCCACUGUGAUGUAAUUAAUUUUACUGUGAUGAAAUUUAAGUGUAUCUGUGAAUUGUCUUGAAGACUUCAGCGACUGAAGUUUGCAGUAAAAUUUGAACAAGGAACAAUUUAUUUUCAAGCUCUCACUAUAAGGCCCUUCACUACUUACUCGAAAGAAAAGAGAAAAACAUAUUCCAAAGGCGUGGAUAAAUGUCUGAGCGUCCAUAAAUACUCGGAUGCAAGAAAAAUGGGUAUAUCUACGAGCAACGGGUCUGGAAUACCUGGGUAGUGUCGUUGUGAACGGGGUGUAAAGUAUCAAAGAUUCGUCGGGCAUAGAUCUUUCCGUGAACCUCGGUAACAAGAUGACGAGAUAACCUGAGGGAAGGUGAACGAACGGUUCGAGCAAGAAUCUUCGAACGUAAACUAUGAAGAUGUUCUCGAAUUUAAUAGCUGGAAUCUCUCUCGUGUAAUCAUUCUCAUAGGAACUAUAGACUUGGACCUAGAAACUGUGGACUUGGAUUACAGUCAUAGAAACUGUGGACUUCGGUGGGUUUGAAAUAAGGGAGUUAUGCUGCAACUCAAUUUGGAGAUUGCUGGUGUAGAAGUUUUGAUUGACUCCCUAUUUCAAGGGAGGUUUGCAUUUAAACACUAUGGAAUUGUAAAUGUUUAGUCAACCCUUGAUCGUGUGCUUAUAAAUAAUUCCAACUAACCAUGAAGAUAUAGCAGCUUGGACACAUCGGUCAUUCUCUUCAAAGUCACACCAUGAAGCAAUCAUAAUCAGUGAAGUACCCUAAGUGAGAUAUGAACACUACCAUAAAUUGAACCCUAACUGAACCCUGAAGCAAACCAUAUUCAAGUUCAAAGAUCUUCAAGAUGAGAUAAUAUUUUCCGUGAGAGACAUUUUGUGGUGUAAAGGGGUUGAGAUAUAAAGUUUGCAACCGUCGGCAAAAUAGAGUAUCCGGGGGGUAGCGGUAUGUACGGGGGUGGUUCGGGAAGCGGAGGGUAUGGGGUCGGUUUGGGCCCGGGGGCGGGUCCUUCGCAUUACAUACCCUCCGCAACCUCAGUGGGCUAUCAAUUGGCCCCACCACCCCCUCCACCACCGCCGCCGAGUUGUCCGUCCGCCGGAAGUCAGCUUCUGUCUUACGGGCCCAAUCUAUCGCCCCAUCACAUGCAGCAGACCCAUGCGGACGCCCAGCAAUCCAAAAGGCGAAGAUCCGACGAGGAUGAUCCUAACGGGUGUAAAUAUAGAAGGCUGGAGGACGAGAAUGUACAGGACAAAGAAAGAUUUGCGAGCAGGGAGAAUCAUUGCGAAAUCGAGCGGCGGCGGCGGAACAAGAUGACGGCCUAUAUCACCGAACUUUCGGACAUGGUACCCACGUGUUCGGCCCUUGCGAGGAAACCCGACAAAUUGACGAUACUCAGGAUGGCUGUUGCUCACAUGAGAGCCCUCAGAGGUACAGGGAACACGAGCCCGGACGGUGCCUACAAACCCUCCUUCCUCACCGACCAGGAGUUGAAGCAUCUGAUCCUGGAGGCGGCCGACGGAUUCCUGUUCGUCGUCAGCUGCGACACCGGAAGGAUCAUCUAUGUAUCCGACUCUGUGGCACCUGUUCUGAAUUACACUCAGAACGACUGGUACGGCACCAGUUUGUACUCUCAAGUCCAUCCGGACGACACUGAAAAAGUGAGGGAACAAUUGAGCGGCGCGGAGCCUCAGAACGGAGGCAGAGUGCUGGACCUCAAGACGGGGACGGUCAAAAAAGAAGGACAGUCGUCGAUGAGACUAUGUAUGGGCUCCAGAAGAGGCUUCAUCUGUCGCAUGAAGGUAGGAAAUCUGCAAACGACGGGUGACAUGGCCGCCGCUCAUGGUUUGCAUCGUAUGAAGCAGAGGAACUCUCUGGGACCACCGGCCAGAGAUGGCCAAAAUUACGCCGUGGUUCAUUGUACAGGCUAUAUCAAGAGCUGGCCCCCGAACGGUGAGUUUGGUGAUUUUGUUCCCCCAUGUGUACCAGGUGUGGGUCUAGCUGACAGAGAGGCUGCCAAUGUUCAAGUGGGACCAGAUGGUGUGGUCUCAGACGAGAAUGUCAGCACUCAUUGCUGCCUGGUUGCCAUUGGGCGAUUACAGGUCACUAGCACACCAAAUAGUAGUGAUUUAGCGGGUUCCAAUAGCAAUAAUGAAUUUAUUUCCCGUCAUUCUGCAGAAGGUAAAUUUACCUUCGUGGACCAAAGAGUGGGUGGAAUUCUAGGGUACACACCUUCGGAACUCUUAGGUCAUCCGUGCUACGAAUUCUUUCACCCAGAGGAUUUGACGCACAUGCGAGAAAGUUUCGAGCAAGUGCUGAAGAUGAAAGGACAAGUAGUCUCCGUGAUGUACAGAUUUCGAGCCAAAAAUCGCGACUGGGUGUGGUUAAGGACGUCCGCAUUUGCAUUCUUAAACCCCUUCAACGACGAAGUUGAAUACAUCGUCUGCACAAACACACACUCCAAGUCAUUCCAUCCUGGUAGCGAUGGUCAGACGGAAUGUGAAGCUGUACCUGCUUAUGGACAACCUGGUUUAGAUUAUUCCCUUCAGAGACAUCCUGCCAGGGAUCCUUUAUACUCUGGGCAUCACAUGAUGCAACACCCAGCAGCUGUCGCUACAGCUGGUCCUCAACAACCUAGGCCGUCUAGUACGCAAAACGUUUAUCAAGGAUAUGAAACGACGCAAUCACCGAUAGCUUAUGGCUCACCUGGACAGCAAAGCGCGUCCUCUUCAGUUUUAAGUAGAAUUCAAAAGCCAGCCAACACAUCUCCAACCCCCGUACAACAGGCGUGGGCGAUUGGAAGACAGCAACCGGUAACAGAAGGCUAUCAGUACAAUCAGCUGAGUCCAUCGAGGUCACCGAAUGGACCAACUUAUACUCAAUUAAGUAGCGGCGCUAGGACACCUGCUACCCAGUACCAUGCAGUCACAACAGUACCUAAUAACCCUGGCAUGUGGGGAUGGCAGAGUCAGCAGCAUCAAGCACCUCAGCAAGACGAUGGACAAUCGAAUCCCCAAGUCGCUGGACAGGCACCCCCACCCCACCCUUCUCAAGGUGGACCCGGAACGCAACCCCAAGAACUGUCAGAUAUGUUGCAGAUGCUACAAGAUCAAGGUGGUGCAUCUGGUUUUGAAGAACUAAAUAUGUUUAAUACUAAUUUCGAGUAGCGACGAGGAAAUAGUAUGCCUGAUAAACAUCUACCUUAAGAAAGCUUUAAGGUUCGAAUCAUUGGUAGAGUCCCGAGAUUGUUCCGAGUAUCGUAAGCCGCACUUUUAUUUGAGCAUUUAAUUUAAUUGUGUAGGGAUUAUUUGAAAUAACAAUGUAAGUCCCACGUGCCGGGUUCGAGUAAAAUGAUAAGGAUAAGAUUUUAUUCUAUAAAAGUUUAUCUAUAUAGUAUGUCUUACACACAAUCUCACAGUAUUCUCUCAACUCACGAUCGCUCACAAUAGCUCACAAUUGGCUCGUUACUCUCUAUACUCUUUAUAACUUUGUCACUUUGGCUCCUUAAUUUUUUCCCAAUCGCUUUCUACACUUUGACUUGUCUUCCAAAGCACUCUUUCUCUUCCUAUGUAUCCCGAUUUAAGCACAUAGGCUUCAGACAUCUCAGUUUCUUAAUUUAGUCCAAUCGCUCAAACUUAUUAUAAAUACAUUUAAGUGCAUCCAUCGUCAUUACAUUGUUUCUAAAAUGUAACUAUGACUCUGAUCAUAUCACUUUUCAUUUAUCAUUUGUUUUCAUUAGCCUGAUUUUAGAAUAUAAGACAAUUGAAAAAAAGAGAUACGCAUUGUAAAAUAAAAAUCGAAUUUCGAACUUUCCUCGCUGUUCUAAAACAUGCUGUUGUAGGGAUAAGUUAUAUUUUAAAUUGUACAUGGCGGUCAAAAACUAUAAGAUAUAGAGAGGCAUAGGAUUUCAUUGAGCUAUUGUUAAUUGAUGUAAGUAUAUGUAUAAAAUUUUUGGACGAAAAAAGAUGCGUGUAAGAUUUGUAAUUCUUCAUGAAAACGACGCUUCAGUAAGGUUUUUCAAACACAUUUAUCGGACUGCAUGUAUUUUGUACGAUUAUUACCACUUUACAUUUUUAUAGAAUUCGGACGCCUUAUCUGUGCUUACAUUAAUAAGUAAUAGGAUGUAAUUUUCUUUUUACGUAGUAGCGAAUUUUGUUUUUCAAAGGAAUGAACACUUCGAGAUGAAAAGAGAUGCAUUCUAAACGAUAAGGAAAGAAAAAUAUUUUUAAAAUUUCUCGAUCAAAUUUACAAGAAUCGCGGUAAUUUUAAUACAAACUUAUCGUUAGAUUUUUAAGGUUAGCUUAAUUAUUUUAAUUUAGGUCUUUGUAAUUAUAAAUAGUGCAAUCGUGAAAGGUCGUCAUCGAAAUGGGAAUGAAUUGUUUAAACGCAACAUGAUGUACAAAAUUAUGUGUAAUCCACUUUUUGCUUCUCUGCGCAAAGCAACACCAUUUUUAGACAUUUCUAAAAAGGAAAAAUAUAGAUAAUGUUACACAUAUGAAUAUAGUUGCAUUUAUAAGUAACCACGUGUGAUUUAAUGCAUUGUAGAUGUACAUGUCUAGCAAAUUCUUAUUAAGUAGAUCGAUGAAAAGAAAAAUAAUUGCAGCAUAUCAUGAUGAAUUGGGAACAUUUGUCACUAAUAUAUGAAAGUUUACAUUACACGUAUAAUUCUUUUUAAUCAUCCUGUGUCGAAAGUAGCUACGAUACUGACAAUAAUUAACAUAUUGAAGUCGACGAAGGCAUCAAUAUGUAUAUGCAAAUAAUUGAUUAAACUUCGAAACAUA
Megachile rotundata (alfalfa leafcutting bee) is the source of this 4977-nucleotide messenger RNA. RefSeq names its product Aryl hydrocarbon receptor nuclear translocator homolog tgo (gene tgo). The record is from RefSeq and is a predicted model, not a curated record. Gene Ontology annotation, cellular component: cytoplasm; transcription regulator complex; nucleus. Gene Ontology annotation, molecular function: protein dimerization activity; DNA-binding transcription factor activity. Lineage: Eukaryota; Metazoa; Arthropoda; Insecta; Hymenoptera; Megachilidae. Gene Ontology annotation, biological process: regulation of DNA-templated transcription.